CACCCUGUAUCCUGUUACACGUCUAGUGAGCUAACGGGCUGGCACAUAUGGCCAUCGCCUUGGCUGAGGUGUUUUCUGUACCUCCCUUUGUUUACCUCGGCUCCUCCGAUAUGCGGUUAAAACGGUCUGUCUGACCAAGGACGUUAACAUUUCUGCCCUCGUGCUCCUCUUAACUUGAUGAGACGUCAGAAGAAUGAUCGCAUCCCUGUCUAAAGGAAAUAUCCUUGACGUGCUCCAGGAGGGUCCAAAUGAGAAGGAAGAAAGACAUAUGGGUUUGGAACAACAUGGCGAGUGAACUUUAAGUUUUAGGUCAACUGUGCUUACUUUUACCCCUCUACUUUUAACCCUACAGUGAUUACCUUAUACCUCGCACUGCUCUUAGAAGUGGUGCAACAACUGGCUGCCUAUGUGUCUUGGGUUAAUGCACAGCUGAGGAAGAAGCCAGGGCUGAAACCUGUGAGCGAUCUACGGCAGGAUCUCAGAGAUGGCGUAGUCCUUGCACACCUCAUCGAGAUAGUGGCUGGUGAGCUUCUCGAUGGCAUUCACUAUGUGCCACAGGACGACCUGGAGAAGAAGCAGAAUGUGGAAAAGGUUCUGCAGUUUGUGUCAUCCAAACGGAUCCGAAUGCCACAAACCUCUGCCAGGGACAUUGUGGAGGGGAACCUCAAAUCUGCCAUGAGGCUCAUUCUUGCCCUGGCUGCACAUUUUAAACCCUCCGCAUCAGCCAAUCAAAGAGCGGGGGCUGUAAGCAGGAGUUCCACUGGCUCCUCAGCCAAUCACAGACCACAUUCCACCAUGGCAAUGGCCCAGAAUGCAGCAGCAGCACUGGCAGCAGCCACACAGGAUGCCUCUCGCCCAGGCCGCUCUGUUUUUCACCUAAGACAAGAAUGGAGCAGUCGUGGUUGUAGUGCUGAUGAGGACACGGAGAACUCCUGCUUAAGUGUCCGAGCAUUGGUCCAACAGUAUGAAGGGCAAAAAGGAACAUUUGAGGAGACUGGAGCAAGAUCCACAAGCCUCAGUUCUCCAAGCCCCACUCGCACUCCCAAAGACUCCAUCAGUCUGUCGGAGGUGAAGGCAGGGUUUCUGGACAGCCUGUCCAGUGAGAAAACCAAUAAAUCAGAGGAUGCAGUUAAAUCGGCCCUCUGUGAACAAGCAAUUAUUCCGGGACAUGGUCUAGGGGGCUGCACGUGGGAGGACAAACUAUGUGAGCAGCAAGAGCAGCUGGAGAGGGAGAUGCAGGAUGCGCGGAAAAUGGUGUCCAGCCUACAGGCUCUCCUUCUCCAUGGUUCAUUACCUGAGGAUGAGCAGGAGGUGUCGCUCAGUCUGGGUGAGGGAGUGGAAAAUGCUGAGCAGCAGUUGGUUAUAAUCCGAAGUCGUCUGGACCAGAGCAUGGAGGAGAGUCAGGAUUUGAAGAGGGAGCUGUUGAGGUUCAAACAGGAGGCACGUAACCUGCAAGGAGUCAAAGAUGCUCUUCAGCAGCGUAUGGCUGUACAGGAAGCCUCAGUUUUGCAGCUUAAACAAGAACUCCUGCGUUCCAACAUGACCACAGAUGAAAUGGCGGGACAGAAUGCUGAGCUACAGAGAAAACUGGAGGAAAGGAACAAACUUCUCAGUGAAUAUAAGGCAAAGUUGGGCCAGAAGGAUCGACUUCUACAACAACAACAGCUGAAGCUGGAUGAGUCCCUACGCAAGCUGACCGACAGCAGCAGUCAGCAGGUUUGCCUGCAGAGGGAGCUAGAGCACAAGGAGACUAUUCUCAAAGAACUAAUGACCCAUGAGACAGAUGAGCAUCCUUGCUCACAAAAUAAUGGCUUCUCACAUCCACAAGUCACAACAUCCAAAACGCACCAUGGGGCUGAGGAGCUGCAGUUAUUAAGAGAUGCUCUGCGCAGUCUGAGGAACAGCUUUGGAGGUCACGAUCCUCAGCAUCACACUCUGGACACCUUAGAGCAAGGUGUGGCCAGCCUGAUGGAUCGACUUUAUGACCUGGAAACACGCCACAAACAGGAGCGGAGGACUAGAGUCAAAUCACCAGGACACAAAGCCACUCAUUCAGAUAGAGACUCCUGGCCUCCCACUUCAAAAAUGGCUCAUUCUCAAAGCAGUCCUGCACUAAACUCCUCAGCAUGCACCAAAGUCCUGUACUUUACUGACCGCUCCCUCACUCCAUUCAUGAUCAACAUCCCCAAGAGGCUGGGGGAGGUCACCCUGCAAGACUUCAAGGCAGCCAUAGAUCGUGAAGGCAAUUAUAGAUACCAUUUUAAAGCACUGGAUCCAGAGUUUGGCACUGUGAAAGAAGAGGUGUUCCAGGAUGAUGCUGUGGUGCCCGGCUGGGAGGGGAAGAUUGUGGCCUGGAUAGAGGAGGACCAUGGACAAAGAGGGACCUAACAUUAAUGCGCAAGAAUCUGUGAACAUAGGAAAUAGAGACAUCUGUGCCAAAAAUGCCAAGAUGAAUUAACAUCAAUUUGUAACAUAAAUGUAGAGAGUUGGACCUCUCUUCUGUGCCCUACAGACUUUUUCCAGUGUCCUUUACCCUGCAUGAGCUGAACAGCAGAAUGAACCAGAGUGCUUCCCAAAAGGACUUUGAGGAUCACCAUGGGGGUGACCAAAUUGAGAACAUCAGAAAUUUUCACAAGGGAUUUCAGAUCUCUUUCAGAGGUCUUGCCAUUUUCAUUCUUGGCAAGUACUUAAGGAACAUUUGUGUGACAACUGUUUACAGUGGCACAAGGAGGCUUUUGUUUGUUACUGUAAUGACAAGCUGGAUUUCACAAUUCACAUACUUUAAAGUAGAUACUGCCAGUGCAUUUCACAAGACUACUUUUUUAACCAAAUAAUUUUGCUCUGAAGUUAAUGUCAACAGUCAAGAUUACUUGUGUGAAUAUGGCCAUUAUGAACGUUAAGGUGUUAAAAUGGACCAAAGUAUUUUGCUUUUUUGAUGAACAAUCUUCCAAUAUCAUUCAAUGUGUCUGUCUUAGUUGCUUUUUGUUAGUAAGAGUCAAACAACAAAUGAAGAUUGGCAUAAUGGUAUGGCAUAAAUGUGAGAUUACGGUUCAUGAUCUUGAUUAGUAAAACGGAUGACCAAGAAGGGUAAUGCUACAUAGUACAUUUAUAGCAGCAGAUCUAAAUUGUAAGAAAGUGACCUCUGAUUGUCAUUGCACAUUUUCAACUGUAAUUUUAUGUAACCAUGUGCUGUUCAGCUGCACUGAUUUGAGUAUCACUGGAGUUUACAGGAGAGUGCCUGGACAGAGAGGGGUCACCGGAUUUUUGUUCUGUUUUAUAUUUUUGUAAAUAUGUUAAUAUGUCAGAGGCAGAGAGAGGCAUUGUGCCUUUAUACUGUAUUAUGUUCUAUAAAUACUGAAUAAUAUUUUAAAAAUAUGGAAUGUCCCCUUUGUACAUGUAAAAGGCACAUAAUCACUCUCUUCACAGAGGCCUCAAGCUAGCUGGAACCUUGUUGUUCACUCAUGAUGAUGCCAUUACUGAAAUUCUGUUUUUACCUUCAUCAAUAUUGCAGGUUUUUGCAGUGUUCGUUGAUAGAGGAUUGUUAUCUGCUUUGCCAAUAAACAGUUGCAGCAGUA
Messenger RNA from Myxocyprinus asiaticus (Chinese sucker), 3575 nucleotides. It is a transcript of the gene dixdc1b, whose product is annotated as DIX domain containing 1b. Gene Ontology annotation, cellular component: cytosol. The transcript is spliced from 22 exons. The record is from RefSeq and is a predicted model, not a curated record. NCBI's taxonomy places the organism in Eukaryota, Metazoa, Chordata, Actinopteri, Cypriniformes, Catostomidae. Gene Ontology annotation, molecular function: protein binding. Gene Ontology annotation, biological process: canonical Wnt signaling pathway. The coding region runs from base 625 to 2388 and encodes 587 amino acids.